Messenger RNA from Mesocestoides corti, 1530 nucleotides. NCBI's taxonomy places the organism in Eukaryota, Metazoa, Platyhelminthes, Cestoda, Cyclophyllidea, Mesocestoididae. The record is from the annotation of a GenBank genome assembly.
AUGUCGUGGAGGGAAAUGCGUAAUUUUUCUGAAAUGAUGAGAGCACUGGGAUACCCUCGAAUUAUUUCGAUCGAAAAUUUUCGAACUCCAAAUUUCCCGCUUCUUUCCGAGAUACUGAAGUGGCUUGCUAUGCGUUUCGAUCCAAAUGUUGACGUUCCUAAGUGUUUGGACACAGAACAGGAUCGAGUUAUUUUCAUCAAAUUGAUUGUACAAUUUAUGGCAACAAAGGCGUUUAUUAAGCUGAAUGCAAAGCGACUUUAUAAAGCUGAUGGUUAUGCUGUGAAAGAGAUAUUGAAAAUAGUGAAUCUAUUAUACGCAGCACUGAACAUUGAAGCUAAGCCGGAUGAUGAGGAAUCAGUAGAAUUUAACCUUGCAGAAAUUGUGAACGUUGAAAGGCUCAAACAGCUUCAGCAAACCCGUGCUCUGGCCAGCCAGCUGAUAACUGCAGGAGCAGCUUUGCAUUCAUUUAUGUCUCGCGAGGUUGACCUUCGCCAAACAAGAAAUGAUGCCAUUUGUAGGCAAUUAGACAUCGAGUGGGUUGAGAAGUGCAUCGCCAGUGCGCGUGAUUCAAUUCAAGAAGAAAUUGCCAGAACUGAGUCUGCUUUAAUUAACAUUACAGCAGAUGAAGGGACCUUAGAUGGCAAAAUUGAGAAGAGGAGAAAUGAACUAGAAAGAAAUCAGAAACGCCUAUCGACUUUGCAGUCUGUCCGUCCGGCCUAUAUGGAAGAAUACGAACAGCUAGAAGAGGAGCUAAAUAUUUAUUAUGAAACUUAUCUAACACUCUUUCGUAAUCUAUCUUACCUCGAAAACCUAAAGGAGGAAAUAAUGCAAUCGGACGACACGCCGUUCCAGGAAAACGAUGCACCAAUUAAAUUUUCUCUUGAUGAGAUUCAAAAAACAAAGUCCGUAAGUCUAUUUAACGAAUAUUUCUAUAUUACUGAAACAGAGAGCCACUUUCAGGUAGCUGGCGCAAUUGCCAGUGAAAAAUCCCAUCUCCAAAAAUCCCUGGCUCUAACGGGGGUCUCUCAGGUCACCAAUAAGGUUCGUGACUUCAGCAACACCAAUGCAGACACAGGCUUUGAGCUCUGCGAUAACACCGAGGAUUCAGGAUCCGAUAACGCCAGCGAAGACUCCUCCGACUUAGUAACUAAUGACAGCAGUAGUGAGGGGAACAACGAUUGUGACGAUGACGACGUCAUCAAGGGCCUUAGCAUCAUUGGAACCGGCUACCAAAUGUCGGGCAAUUGGUCUCCUGGUCAUUCACUAGCAAAUCAAAGUAAUGACGCGCGACCAAAUAAUAUGAACGCAAAUUCAUUCGGAAUGCCGGUAGAUAUCCACUCUCCGGAGUCGAAGGGAAAUGGAGAAGUAGGGGACUUCCGCACGGAAAACGUAGAUCGAGAAUUAUCUGAGACAACCGGAAAAGCAAAUGGCAAUGUUGGAGGUUUUGGAGGCGUGUUUAGAGGCACCAUCUCAUCGACUCGCGUCCCCGAAAUCCCUGAGGAGGAUGAAGAUGACGCUGAUGAUUUUUAG